Molecule: messenger RNA, 1952 nt
Organism: Tarenaya hassleriana
Lineage: Eukaryota; Viridiplantae; Streptophyta; Magnoliopsida; Brassicales; Cleomaceae
Product: patatin-like protein 8
Exons: 3
Coding region: 224-1825 (533 amino acids)
Biological process (GO): lipid metabolic process
Source: RefSeq, a predicted model, not a curated record
UAGUGGUCUGCCAUGUUGGUUUUGCCAAUGGCGGCGACUGGGCCCCACUCAUCUCCGACCCGCCGGGAGACCAACCGUCCGACCAUUGCCUCCGAAUUCUUUUCGAUUUAAAUUUUCUAAAAAGAAAAAACUGAAAACGAAAUCAACCUCUCAUUUGAAUCCAUCUUCAACGCUUCUCUCUCGAUUUGAUCAGCCUCUCCGCCAUAGCCGCAGAGCUUUCAUAAUGUCAAAGUCACCGGCUAUUCGCCGGAAGCAGCCGCCGGAUAUUUCCUCCUCCAAGGGGAAGAACUUAGCCGUCAGUCAUAGCCCCUCCGGCACCGGCAGGGGUUACCCACGAACUCCGCCGAGUCCUGCGGCGGCGGCGGCGGCGAUUAAACCACACGAGCCUAGCAUCGACCCAGACAAGCUAAGCUACGAGAUCUUCUCGAUUCUCGAGAACAAGUUUUUGUUCGGGUACGAAGAUCCGAGGCAAUGGAUUCCUCGUAGCCCUCGACCCAUUUCCGAGUCAGAGCCCGGUCCGUCUCCGAGAUCCCCGUUGACCCCUACCGCCGUCGCCGCCGUUUCCGCGUCGUCAUCGUCGUCGCUGUCGUUUAAGAGCUCGAGAGGGAGAAUCUGUAUCCUGAGCAUCGACGGCGGAGGGAUGAGGGGGAUUUUGGCGGGAAAAUCCCUCGCGUACCUGGAGCAGGCCCUGAAGCAGAAAUCCGGCGACCCGAAUGCCCGGAUCGCCGAUUACUUCGACGUCGCCGCCGGCUCCGGAAUCGGGUCGACAGUUGCCGCGAUGCUCUUCGCAACUCGGGACGGGAAUCGUCCGAUCUUCAAGGCGGAUGACACGUGGCGCUUCCUCGUCGACAACGCCAAGGGCUUCUACAGACCCGGCGGCGGAGGAGCCGCCGGAGUUCUGAAACGGGUCAUGAAGCCCGGCUCCGGUUGCUCCUCCUCCUCCGCCGCGACGGCCGCCGCCACCGUCCGCCUCGAGAAGAUCAUGAAAGAGGCAUUCGCUGACUUAACCUUGAAGGACACUCUCAAGCCACUGCUCAUCCCUUGCUACGACCUCAUCACAACGGCCCCGUUCCUGUUCUCGCGAGCCGACUCGCUCGAGAGCGAUAGCUACGAUUUCACGCUCCGAGAGAUUUGCCGAGCCACGUGGGCCGAGCCAGGGACGUUCGACCCGGUCCGUAUGAGCUCGGUGGAUGGGAAAACACGGUGCGUGGCGGUCGAGGGUGGGCUCGCGAUGAGCAACCCGACCGCGGCGGCCAUCACCCACGUCGUGCACAACAAGUUGGAGUUUCCGUAUGCGAAGAAUGUGGAAGAUUUGUUGGUUCUGUCACUUGGGACAGGUCAGCUCUUCGAGGUGAACUAUGAUUACGAGCAAGUUAAGAACUGGAAGGCCAAGGAAUGGGUUCGACCCAUGGCCCGGAUCUCGGGUGAUGGCUCGGCUGAGUUCGUUGAUCAGGCCGUGGCUAUGGGCUUUGGACCGUUCCGAAGCAGCAACUAUGUGCGGAUUCAGCAGGCGAGCGGGUCACGGCUAGGGGCGUGUGGUCCGAACGUAGACACGGAUCCGAGCUCGGAGAACGUGAAAAUGCUGACGGAAAUAGCGGACGAGAUGCUGAAGCAGAAGAACGUGGAAUCCGUACUGUUCGGGAGCAAAAGGAUCGGGGAAAUGAGCAAUUCGGAGAAACUGGAAUGGUUUGCAGGGGAACUGGUGAGAGAGCAUCAGAGCAGGAGCUGCAGGGCUUCUCCGACCGUAACCCUAAGACAAUCCAUCCCGAGAACUACCCGUAACGCCGUCAAUGCGACUCUCUCCCUUAUCUCUAGAGAACGAUAGAUAGCAUUUUUUCGGCGAAUGUUCCGAGGGCUAGUGUUUACUUUUCGGGGAGUGAAGAUGUACGAAGUUUCGAGGGCUUUGAAGCGAAUGGAUAACCGCGCCUCCGGAUCUCGUUUUGAUAGUACAG